AUGUCAUCAUUUACAACACCAUUACAUCUUCAACAACCACCUCCUUUUGUCUAUGCUUUAUUCUCCUUAUUACAAUCAUCGACGAAUAAUUCAACAACACCUUCCAAUGAAACUAUUUGUGAUCCCAUUCUCUUAAAUAAUGGAACAGAAAAAGUAGAAUAUGGUCUAUGUCCAGAACAAGUUUCUUCUCAAGCAGUGACUGGAAUCUUUUUCGGUACCUAUGUCAUUGCGUUAAUUGCAACCACAUUGGGAAUUAUUUUCACACGACAUGUCCCUCUCAUUAAAUAUCGAGGUGUUGCUGUCAUGAUUGCCAGUUUAUUAAUGACAGGUCUUUUUGCCAUGUUAUUUAACUUGAGAAUGACCAUUGGAAGAAAGGUAUUUCCAUGUUUCAUUUACAUUUUGUUUUAUUUCUUUGCUGCACCUGUUGUGUUUUUACCAACUUUAUUGAGAUUAUGGAGAUUGUUAUGGAUGUCACGUCUCAAUAAGACUCGAGUGGAAUUGUUUCGAUUGGAAGCAGCCAUGAUUAAGAGUGGUCAGGAAUCUCAAAGUAGAAAGAGAAGACCCACUGCUGCAGAUCAAACCAACAAUAACAAUGAACCUUCAGGUACCAUGAUGGGAGAUCACACGAUGACAAUGGACACCAAUAGUCCUGUUCCUGCCGUGACCAUUCUCACUUCUUUCGCUGAUGAUGAAUAUUCUGUGGACACAGAUUCAGAUUCGGACACAGAUUCUACUUCGGAUGCUGGUUCAGUCAUGAUGGAAAUGGAACAAGACUUUUCAUCUUCUUCUGGAAGUCAAUCGGAUUUAUUUGGAAAUCACACUGCCAAUGGUUCCUCUCCAUUACCACUCAUUCCCAAUUCCAAUGUUUUCAACACGACGACUAGUAAUAAUAAUGGAUCCGAUGCACAAUCUGGUGGUCAAGUUCCAACCAAUUUGAAACGACAACUUUCCAAAGCGAGUGCUCUCCAUAAAACUGUGUUAGCCAAUACAGUUGGAACAGUGGCAUUGGAAGAAUUAGGAAAAUAUAUUGCAUUGGAAAAGAAAAUUCUUCGAAUGCAACACAUUACAUCAUGGUGGUUUUAUUUAAUCGUUGUGGUUGUCUUGUCAGCAUUUCAUUUAUUUGUGUGGUUAAUUUGUGGACUUGUGGAAACAUUUGUAUUGAAUUCGAGUCCAUCUUCAACCAAAUUCACAGUUUCUAAUGAUUUCUUUGUAUUUGCUCAUGGAUGUGGAGUUGGAAUGGGAACCUUAAUUGCAGUUGCCUUAGAAGGAUUUCUCUAUGUCAUUGGGAUUGGAGUUGUACUUGUAUUUACAUUGAGAGAAGAUAAUGACACAUGGCGUUUGAGAUGGGAAACUUUAUCGGUGAUUGUUUUUUGGGCCGUUUGGUUGAUUUUAUAUUUAGUGUGUGGAUUCAUUCCAAUUAUUCAAACAUUGACAGAUGCUUAUUUCCCAUAUGGAGAUAUUUUGUUCUUUGGAGUUGUGACUGAUAAUAUUAUUACAGCUGUGAUACCAGUUGUGAGAGCAUUGUUGAUCCUUGUACCCAAAGAACAAGAAGAACAAAAUGAAGAACAAUUAACAAGAGAAAAGGCAGCUCUUGUGAAAUUGUUGAAAAAUAAGAAGAUGUUUGAAAUACUAUUGGCAUUUGCCAAGCAAUCAUUUUGCCCUGAAUCUGUAUUAGCUUGGAAAGAAAUGCAAAUGUAUAGAAGAAAAGGUAAUGCCAAAUCUCGAAGAAAGCUUGCCAAAGCUAUUUACAACAAGUAUAUCAAACCAGAUUCUCCUAUGGAAUUGAAUUUACCUUCUAAAUUUAAUAAGGAAGAAAUUGGAAAAAUGAUCGAUGACACUUCUCAACCACUUCCAAAAGACUUUUUCCGAACGCUUUCAAACCAUUGCGAACAAGAUAUGAAGGACGUGUUAGAUCGAUUGAGAAAGAGAGACAAGAGAAUUCAAGAAUUUAUGUUGAAAAAUACAGUUGUAGCAACGGAGAAGGAAGCUCCCAACACGGCUCCGCAAGCACCAACUCAAUCAACAACAAAUGGAGAAUCUUCUGUAUAA
Naegleria lovaniensis is the source of this 2049-nucleotide messenger RNA. RefSeq lists its product as uncharacterized. The transcript has 2 exons. The coding region runs from base 1 to 2049 and encodes 682 amino acids. The record is from RefSeq and is a predicted model, not a curated record. NCBI's taxonomy places the organism in Eukaryota, Heterolobosea, Eutetramitea, Acrasida, Naegleriidae.